AUGAUUCUGAAAAAAGCUGAGCCAUAGCUAAAAUUCAACAAAUGGAAACAAAAUGCCAUCAUUGUAGCUGGUGGAAAUGGGGGAGAACAAGAAUUAAAUCAACUCAAAUACCCUAUUGGAAUCUUCAUUGACGAAAAGAAAAAUAUUUUCAUUGCUGAUCGAGAUAAUCAUCGAAUUGUUGAAUGGAAAUAUAAUGCAAAGGAAGGACACAUUAUUGCAGGUGGAAAUAAAGAAGGAGACAAAAUGGAUCAAUUGAAUGAACCAACAGAUGUGAUUGUUGAUCAACAAAAUCAUUCGAUCAUCAUUGCUGAUCGUGGGAAUGGACGAGUGAUUCAAUGGUUUAAUCAAAGUCAACAAAUUCUGAUUGAAAAUAUUUACUGUAUGGGUUUGGCAAUGGAUAAACAUGGAUUUCUUUAUGUUUCUGAUUUUAUGAAGAAUGAAGUGAGACGAUGGACAAUGGGAGAAUACAACAACGAAGGAAUUGUAGUGGCUGGUGGAAAUGGAAAAGGUGAUCAACUUAAUCAACUAAAUCUUCCUACUUUUAUCUUUGUUGAUGAAGAUCAAUCUGUUUAUGUAUCAGACUUGUUCAAUCAUCGUGUGAUGAAAUGGAGCAAAGAUGCAAAAGAAGGAACAAUUGUGGCUGGAGGAAAUGGAAGAGGAGGGAAUCUUAAUCAAUUGUCUUAUCCUGAAGGAGUAAUUGUUGAUGAUUUCGGUCAAAUUUAUGUGGCAGAUGGUGAGAAUCAUCGAGUAAUGCGUUGGUGUGAAGGAAAAGAUGAAGGUGAAAUUGUUGUUGGUGGAAAUGGAAAAGGAAAUCAAUCAAAUCAAUUGAAUGAUCCCAAUGGUUUAUCUUUUGAUAAUAAAGGAAAUCUGUAUGUUGCUGAUCAUUAUAAUCAUCGAAUUGCAAAAUUUGAAAUUAUAUUGUGA
Adineta steineri is the source of this 924-nucleotide messenger RNA. The record is from the annotation of a GenBank genome assembly. Lineage: Eukaryota; Metazoa; Rotifera; Eurotatoria; Adinetida; Adinetidae.